AUGUCUGUACAACUCACUCCCUCCAAGCAGGCUGCUUCCUCCCUCGAGAACCUCAAGAUGAGCGAUUCGCCUGUUAAGAAGCUCAACUUCGGUGGCAAGGAGAACGCGCCUGCUGCCGUCGACGUGACCGCCGAGAAGCCCGUCGAGAAGCCCGUCGAAGCCCCCAAGGUUGCGCCCGGUAUCAAGGAGAUGGAGGCCAACGAGCCUCUGCUCCAAGAGAACCCUCACCGUUUCGUUCUUUUCCCCAUCAAGUACCACGAGAUCUGGCAGAUGUACAAGAAGGCCGAGGCCUCUUUCUGGACCGCCGAGGAAAUUGAUCUUUCCAAGGAUUUGCACGACUGGCACAACCGCCUGAACGACGACGAGCGCUACUUCAUCUCCCACGUUCUCGCGUUCUUCGCUGCCUCCGAUGGCAUUGUCAACGAGAACCUCGUCGAGCGCUUCAGCGGCGAGGUCCAGGUCCCUGAGGCUCGUUGCUUCUACGGUUUCCAGAUCAUGAUGGAGAACAUCCACUCCGAGACCUACUCUCUCCUCAUCGAUACCUACAUCAAGGAACCCAAGCAGCGCACCUACCUCUUCGACGCUAUUGAUACCAUCCCCUGCAUUGCCAAGAAGGCCGAUUGGGCCAUCAAGUGGAUCCAGGACAGGGAAUCUACCUUCGCUCAGCGUCUCGUUGCUUUCGCUGCCGUGGAGGGUAUUUUCUUCUCCGGUUCCUUCGCUUCCAUCUUCUGGCUCAAGAAGCGUGGUCUCAUGCCUGGUCUGACCUUCUCCAACGAGCUCAUCUCUCGUGAUGAGGGUCUGCACACCGACUUCGCCUGCCUGUUGUUCUCCCACCUGAACAACCGCCCCAGCAAGCAGGUUGUUGAGGACAUCAUCGUCGAGGCCGUCGGCAUUGAGCAGGAGUUCCUGACUGACGCUCUGCCCUGUGCUCUGCUGGGCAUGAACUCUAAGCUGAUGUGCCAGUACAUCGAGUUCGUCGCGGACCGCCUGUUGGUGGCCCUUGGCAACAAGAAGUACUACAACGCCACGAACCCCUUCGACUUCAUGGAGUCGAUCUCGCUGGCGGGUAAGACCAACUUCUUUGAGAAGCGGGUGGGUGACUACCAGAAGGCUGGUGUCAUGGCCAGCACGAAGAAGGAAGAGGAGCCGAAGACCAACGGUAACGGUCUCAGCUUCGAUGAGGACUUCUAA
Molecule: messenger RNA, 1191 nt
Organism: Aspergillus luchuensis
Lineage: Eukaryota; Fungi; Ascomycota; Eurotiomycetes; Eurotiales; Aspergillaceae
Gene: RNR2
Product: ribonucleotide-diphosphate reductase subunit RNR2
Exons: 4
Coding region: 1-1191 (396 amino acids)
Biological process (GO): deoxyribonucleotide biosynthetic process
Molecular function (GO): oxidoreductase activity
Source: RefSeq, a predicted model, not a curated record